Molecule: messenger RNA, 6332 nt
Organism: Myripristis murdjan (pinecone soldierfish)
Lineage: Eukaryota; Metazoa; Chordata; Actinopteri; Holocentriformes; Holocentridae
Product: zinc finger protein 208-like
Exons: 2
Coding region: 403-4791 (1462 amino acids)
Biological process (GO): regulation of transcription by RNA polymerase II
Cellular component (GO): nucleus
Molecular function (GO): DNA-binding transcription factor activity, RNA polymerase II-specific; sequence-specific DNA binding
Source: RefSeq, a predicted model, not a curated record
AUCACCAGGCUGCUGUGUUGGUCUCCGAAAACAAGCAGUUCCUCCGCGGUGGCUGCCUGUGUUUGUGAGUGUUUGUGUCCGUCCCUGCAGCGGAGAGCCGAGGAUCACCCGGCGGAGGAGCGGCGGCUCAGGCUGCUGCCGGCGGGGCGGAGCGGAGCGGCGGCUUGUAGAGUCCGGCUGCAGCGGUUUGGUGCUGCUCUGCUCGCUGCAGCUGCGGUUUCCCCUCCACAACGUGACUUGUGACCCACUUCGGUAGUUUUCUACGACUAACCUCAGACUGGAACGAACCUUCAGCAGCUGGUCGAGCCCAGAACGCAGUCCUGAGACGCUGGCAGCCUUUUGAAAUGAGUCUUGAGUAGAAUUAAAAUCAGCCUGUCUUAAGGGGAAAACGCAAAUCCAAAAAUGACAAUGGAUGAGGUCAUCACACAAAUGAAUGAAGAGGUGGCGAAACACGACUCCUCCACAGAGGCACUCCCGACACCUUUACUGAUUAUAUUGUCCCCACCCCCACCUUUCUUACCUGUGCCUGGAGAACCGACCAUGUCGUGGGAUAGCUGGCAUAAGUCUUUUGAAAACUAUCUUGAAGCUUUUGGAGAAACAGAGUUGUUCGAUUCUGCUAAGUGUGCCCUCUUACAGAACUGCCUUGGACAAGAAGGACAGCGCGUCUAUGCAACACUGAUCCAGGGAGACACCACCUACGCCGCAGCUACCUCUGCACUCACUGUUCACUUCAGCUCUGCUAACAGUCCUCAAACACACCAACUUAAAUUUCAGCAGAGAGCACAGAGGCAUGGGGAGACGGUGGAGCAGUUUGUCUCUGCAUUGGAGCGACUAGUAAAGCCUUGCAACUUUGGAGAUUUGCAAGAGAGACUUGUCCUCAAUCAGCUGAUUGAGAAAACAAACUGUAUGCAGCUCCGAGAAAGACUGUUGGUAGAAAAGGAAACUCUGACGCUGACCGAGGCAUUGGCAAUUGGUAAAAAGAUGGAAUCUUCUUUAAAUGAAUCUGCAUCACUCGGCAUUCCUUGUGUGAGUGUGGAUAGUUUAGAUACUGAAGAUCAUCCUGUUCAAAGAGUGGCAAAAAGGAGGAGGGGGAGGCCAAGAGGCAGCACUAAACGAAAAAAAACUGAGCCUCCCACAACCGGAACAACAUCCAGCUCAUUUGGACACAAAUAUAGUGAAUAUUAUUAUGGUAAUGAUAGAGAGUAUUAUAGCAGUGGUGAUGAAAAUUGUGGAAAUGAGACAGACGAGGAGGAAUGUGACAAAGCUAAAGGUUAUGAAGGCGGUUGUGGCAAUGAAGAAAAGGUUGUAAUUUCUCAGUCUAAAACAAAGGGCAAUUUCUGCCCCAUCUGUGUUGGUAGGAGCUUUGUUAAUGCAAACAAGCUGGCCAGACACAUGAGGACACACACAAAAGAGAAACCAUUCAGCUGUCCGAUCUGUGCUAUGACCUUUAGCCAGUCCUACCACAUGACCAGACAUUUGAGAAACCAGCACAGUGCGGGUCAGUAUGUCUGCUCUAAAUGUGGGACAGGGUUAAAAAGUUGGGCAGAGCUGGCAGAUCACAGGAGGACCCACUGCCCUGAACUGCUGUCAUGUCCUGACUGUGAUAAAAAGUUUGAGAAGAGCAGUCUGUUGACAGAUCACAUCAAGUCACAUAGCGAGGACCACUCAGACCACACAGGGACACACAGAUCCCGAAAGUGUGAUGGACUCGAAAAACAACAGUCUCACAACAACAAUAAUUAUUCUAGUAAUGAGAGAAACUCUAGUGGGAGGGAUGAAAAUGAAACCGAUAAUUGCAGUGAUAAAGAAUGUGCUGGGGAUGAGCAAACGGAUGCGGACUGUGAUACUGAUGAUGCUAAGGAUAAAGAAUCCGAAGUCGGUCAUGAAAUGAAAGAUAAAGAUGGUAGCAAAGCCAAAUCUUAUGAAGGUGGCAGUGACAAUGAAAAGGUUGUUAACUCCAAGAGUAAAGCAAAGGGACAUUUCUGCCCCAUCUGUGUUGAUAGGAGCUUUGUUAAUGCAAACAAGCUGGCCAGACACAUGAGGACACACACAAAAGAUAAACCAUUCAGCUGUCCGAUCUGUGCUAUGACCUUUAGCCAGUCCUACCACAUGACCAGACACUUGAGAAACCAGCACAGUGCGGGUCAGUAUGUCUGCUCUAAAUGUGGGGAAGACUUAAAAAGUUGGGCAGAGCUGGCAGAUCACAAGAGGACUCACUGCCCUGAACUACUCUCAUGUCCUGGUUGUGAUAAAAAGUUUGAGAAGAGCAGGCUGUUGACAGAUCACAUCAAGUCACAUAGCGAGGACCACUCAGACCACACAGGGACACGCAGAUCCCGAAAACUUAACAGGCUAAAAAAACAGCAGUCGCACAACAAAGAUGAUUAUUCCAGUAAUGAGAAACAUUGUGGUGGGAGGGAUGAAAAUGAAACUCAUAAUUGCAGUGAUAAAGAGUGUGCUGGGGAUGAGCAAACGGAUGCAGACUGUGUUACUGAUGAUGCUAAGGAUAAAGGAUCUGAAGUGGAUCAUGAAAUGAAAGAUAAAGGCAGUGACGAAGCUGAAGGUUUUGAAGGUGGUUGUGGUGAUGAAGAAGAGGUUGUCAUUUCUAAGACUAAAACAGACCGCCAUUUCUGCCCCAUCUGUGUUGGUAGGAGCUUUGUUAAUGCAAACAAGCUGGCCAGACACAUGAGGACGCACACAAAAGAGAAACCAUUCAGCUGUCCAAUCUGUGCUUUGACCUUUAGCCAGUCCUACCACAUGACCAGACAUUUGAGAAACCAGCACAGUGCGGGUCAGUAUGUCUGCUCUAAAUGUGGGAAAGGGUUAAAAAGUUGGGCAGAGCUGGCAGAUCACAAGAGGACCCACUGCCCUGAACUACUCUCAUGUCCUGACUGUGAUAAAAAGUUUGAGAAGAGCAGUCUGUUGACAGAUCACAUCAAGUCACAUAGCGAGGACCACUCAGACCACACAGGGACACGCAGAUCCCAAAAGUGUGAUGGACUCAAAAAACAACAGUCUCACAACAAAGAUAAUUAUUCUAGUAAUGAGAGAAACUCUAGUGGGAGGGAUGAAAAUGAAACUGAUAAUUGCAGUGACAAAGAGGGGGGUGAGCUGACGAAUGCAGACGUUGAUACUGAUGAUGCUCAGGACAAAGGAACUGAAAUAGGUCAUAAAAUAAAAGAUAAAGACUGUGGUGAAACUAAAAGUAAUGAAGGUGGCAGUGGUAAAGAAAAGGUGGUUAACUCCAAGAGUAAAACAAAGGGACAUUUCUGCCCCAUCUGUGUUGAUAGGCGCUUCAGAGGGGCAAACAAGCUCGCCAGGCACAUGAGGGCCCACACAAAGGAGAAACCAUUCAGCUGUCCAGUUUGCGCUAUGACCUUUAGCCAGUCCUACCACAUGACCAGACACGUAAGAAACCAGCAUAGCUUAAGCAACUAUAUCUGCUCUAAAUGUGGGGCAAGUCUUCGUAGCUGGGAGGAACUGAAAAGUCACAUGAGGACCCAUGUUCCAGCAUUAAUGUCGUGCCCUGAAUGUGAUAAAAAGUUCAAAUAUAAGAGUGCAUUGGUAAAUCAUAUCAGAACUCACAACAAGAUCCCACCCAACCCCCUGUGCCGAACAUGCAAUGAGUGUGGUAAAAUAUUUAGUAGGAAGUAUCAUUUGAAAAGGCACAUAGAAACUCAUGGCAAAUCAACAAAAACCUUAUGGUACAAUUGCCCUGAUUGUCAGAAGAGCUAUUCUGUCCUGAAGAACUUCAACAAACAUCUGGAGGACCAUCAGAAAGAAAAAAACGGGACUUGUCUCAAGUGUGACCAAACCUUCCCUUGUCCGGAAGAGCUGAAGGCACACAUGGAGAUUCACAAAACGUCCUAUCCCUGUGCCAUCUGUGAUGAGAAGUUCAAGGAGGAGUGUGAAUUGAGGAAGCAUGAGCAAGUGCACACAAAAGAAGAGUUUUAUUGUUCGUUGUGUGAUAAGCACUUCUCCAAACUUAGUCACUACAAGAGACACGUCAUGGUCCACGCCAGGCGGGAAUCCAAAUGUCCGCACUGUGAGAGUGUUUUUCUACAGUUAACAGCUUUGAAAUACCACCUGCGCACUCACACUGAAGAAAGACCUUACCAAUGUACAUGCUGUAUUGAAACCUUUACAAAAAAUGAAGACCUAGAACGACACUGCCUGAAACAUAGAAAAUUCAAGAAAGCAAAACCCUACUCGUGUACCCGGUGUGAUUACGCUUUUUCCACACUGACGGAGCUGACCGAACACAUGAGCUCACACAAGGGAGAGCAGCCAAUGAACUGCCCCGACUGCGGUAAGACGUUCCUGAACAAGAACAAGCUGCAAAAACACUUGAGCAUCCACACGGGGGAAAGACCUCACCUGUGUUCCCUUUGCGCCAAAGGGUUCCCCUCUGCCGCCAGCCUGAAGCUGCAUGUGCUCAUCCAUACUGGAGACAAACCGUUCAAGUGUUCGCAGUGCAGCAAGAGCUUCAGCUCGUCCAGCGGGCUGCGGCUCCACGGCCGGCAGCACAUGGCGGUGCGACCCAGCUACCCGUGUCCUGACUGCGGCAGGACGUACGGUCGCAUGACAGAGUUGAAGAUGCACCAGCGUUACCACACAGGAGAUAAGCCGUAUUCGUGCACCUGCUGCAACAAGCGGUUUGUUAGCAAGCACAAGCUGAACGUACACAUGAGGAUCCACACAGGAGAGAGGCCGUAUGCCUGCUCCCACUGUGGACAGACGUUUACACAGACUGGAGACAGGAACAGACACAUGAACAAGUACCACAAGUGACACAGGUGUUUCAAAAACACUCCAGUCAAGUUUUGUUUUGUUGCUUUUAUUACUGUGUGCCAUAUAGGUGGCAAAAUAACCCCCCCUUGAAUUAUUCAAGCCCUUAUCAUUUGUUAAGCUCUUGCCAGUGCCAUCCACACAGCAAUUCUGUCCCAUUGAUGUUCACCCAUCAUCCCCAUCCACGUCAUCCAUUGGCAGCAGGCACCUGAACGCCAUAGGAGAGGCCACGGAUGAGGGUUUGCUCUCCUCAGUGCUAUUCCCGCUCACCUCACUUCCUCACCCACUGCCAUCCAGCACAUACACCAGAGCUAUAUCAACUCAGUGUGCACACAUCCAUUUGCACAAGUCUACCCACCGUUUGCCUCUAUGCUUGUCUCGUCCUCCCCAUUCUGCCCUUUUCUCACUGAUCUGCCCAGUAGGUCUUGGCUAGAAACUGUCAUACCUGUGAUGGGCAUUUGGUGAACCAAAUCCACCACCUUGCCCCUUCAGGGUUCACUGGCUCCCUGGUGGACUAGUUCUGCAGAAAGCAUAGUUGAUUGGUCAGUUAAUCAAUCAACCAAACAUUAACCAAUUGAAAUUUUGAUAAUAAUUGAGAAUAUAUCUUCUUCUUCUUCUUUUUUCUUUUUUUUUUUCAAGUCAGAACACCCAGUAUGGCAGUUCCAGCUUCACAAAUGUCAUGACUGGCUUUUCUCAGUGCAACUUUCAUGCAGCUAGUUAUAGGUUCCCACCAAAACCUGUUCUCAACAUUCCAAGUGAUGACCCGAACUCCAUAACAACAAGCUGCCAUCCAGUUGCACCAUGAAAAGUCAGCCUAAGAGUCUUGGUAAAUUGUGAUGGGAUUUGACAUUAUUUUUGACGAUUCAUACACCAAAUGAAAAAAAUCAGAUUAACCAACAAUGAAAAUAAUCACCAGUUGUAGCCUUAGAUAAGCUGGGGACCUAAAUCCCCCAGUGCUCUUAACAUCCUGGCCAAAGUGAAUAUUAUCAUCACACACGGACAUGAAUGACACCAGGAGUAGUUGUUGAUGUUGAUGUUGCUGCCUUAGAAAAAAUGCCUAUUUAAUUUCCUGUUCCUAGUCAUUGUCUACUUAAUGAAUUAGUUCUUCAUUUCACUAUUAUUUGUUGCUUUUAUGUCCUUUUCUUUUAUGUUACUUUGUUCACAUGGCCACCCUUUAUUUGUAUGGUCCAAUGCUGAUACUCGAUAUCACGUCACUGUAAUGUGUCACUUAAUAGUUACUGAGUGUCAGGUGAUACUCUUGUGUGAAACGAGGUCUUUAGAUAUUCACUGUCCUGGAUAGGGCUAAAUAUGGGAUCAGGUUUAGUGUUUGAUAGUGGUUAAAAUGCAGAGUAGGCAAAUCAUAUUUCAUUUUUUGUUAACUGGAUAAAUGAGUAUUAACAUUGGACUAUCCAAAUAAAGUGUUACUGCUUACACUGCUCCUUACUCAUUAUUAUAGAUCUUUGCAUUUAAUUUACUGUGUAAACUAAACACUUUGUAACCGUGUUUGGAGAAGUGCCAUAAAAAUAAAGAUUCAUACUGUUCUA